CAGAAAUGAGUGACACAGAAAUGAGUGACGAGGAGGUCGAGGACAAUGACAACAACACCGAUCAAAAUCCCGGUGGCGACUCUGGCGAGAGUGAGAGGGAAGUUGUGCUUGUGCCGAAAAAAGGACCACAUUCAUCCAGUGUGUGGAACUUUUUUGGAUUUGAUCCUGAUGAUGACUUACAAAAAGUCGUCCACUGUAAGCAUUGUUCUCGCAUGGUCGCAACGACGUCAGGUAACACCACAAACCUAUUAAAUCACCUGCAACGUCACCAUAAAAUACAGUAUGCUUUAGCAAAGAAGGACAACCCGAAAAAAAAAUCAAACCCCCAGACAACGACGCAAACAUCCAUAAGCCAAACGUUAUUCAACGGAACACCAUAUUCACACAGCUCACGAAGGCACAAAGAGAUAACGAAAGCCAUCACUUUUUACUUGGCUAAGGAUAUGGCAUCAAUAAAUACAGUUCAAAAUGAAGGGUUCAAGAACUUGAUGAAGACGCUGGAUAAGCGGUACUCAGUGCCUUCCCGCAACUACUUUUCACGUACUGCAUUGCCUGCCAUGUACUACAAGAUUCUAACCACAGUCGAGACAGAACUGAAAGAUGUCCAGCACUUUGCGACAACAACUGACCUGUGGUCCAGUCGUACCAUGGAACCAUAUAUGAGCCUGACGGUGCAUUUCAUCACCAGUGAUUUCACCAUGAAAAGUCGGUGCCUAAAGACAGCUUUUUUCCCCGUGGACCACACGGGCGACGAAAUUGCAGUGGGACUAAUGGAAAGUCUCCACUCCUGGAGCUUGGAUCCGAAAAGGAUGGUGUGCAUCACUACAGAUAGUGGAUCAAACAUCAUAAAAGCAUCCGACAUAAACAAAUGGACAAGGCUCCAGUGUUUUGGCCACAGGCUACAUCUGGCUAUAGCUAUGGUCAACAGGGUCCUUGGACAACAAGAGGCCAUUACACGAGUUCUCGCCCGGAACACUGACCGGAGCAAGUUCGCUAACAUUCUGACAUGGCAAGACAUACAGGUUCUUGAGGUGAUUGACAAGACACUAACACCACUGGCAGAAUUCACAGAUGCGCUCUCAGGGGAGCAAUAUGUGUCUGUCUCCUCUGUGAAGCCAGUCCUCCACCUCUUCGAAUCACUGAUGGCAGUGAAGGAAGACGACCCUGCACUCGCUCGCUCGAUUAAAACAACCAUCCUGCAGUACCUUCAGGAGAAGUACAGUGAUCCAAAGACACAGGCGCUGCUCGACAUAGCUACAAGUUUGGAUCCAAGGUUCAAACUGGACUAUGUCAGCGAGGACAACAAAACCACUGUCAAGACCAGACUGAAGGAUGAGAUGACUAGCAUCGUUACUAUGCCGGCUAGCACCCAGUUCAACUACUGCACUUAA
Notothenia coriiceps (black rockcod) is the source of this 1391-nucleotide messenger RNA. RefSeq names its product zinc finger BED domain-containing protein 1-like. Lineage: Eukaryota; Metazoa; Chordata; Actinopteri; Perciformes; Nototheniidae. The transcript has 3 exons. Bases 6 to 1391 code for a protein of 461 amino acids. The record is from RefSeq and is a predicted model, not a curated record. Gene Ontology annotation, molecular function: DNA binding.